This is a messenger RNA of Fulvia fulva, 1326 nucleotides long. RefSeq names its product Oxygen-dependent coproporphyrinogen-III oxidase. The transcript is spliced from 2 exons. Lineage: Eukaryota; Fungi; Ascomycota; Dothideomycetes; Mycosphaerellales; Mycosphaerellaceae. Gene Ontology annotation, cellular component: cytoplasm; mitochondrial intermembrane space. The record is from RefSeq and is a predicted model, not a curated record. Gene Ontology annotation, molecular function: coproporphyrinogen oxidase activity. The coding region runs from base 1 to 1326 and encodes 441 amino acids.
AUGAACCCAAUACGCCCUCCCACGCUCGAAGCAGCGUUACGAUCAUGCACACGACCACACCGCACUCCCGCCGCCCGCAACGCAAUCCAAUCGCGAUCAAGAGCUCCGCAAAGACGAUGCAUUUUCGAAAGUGAGCGACCCCAGCGACCGGGACAAUUGGGUUCUGGCGAUGGCCCUAUGCCGCAGAAGAAUCAGGUGUGGAUGCCGAAGACGAGGAUUGCUGUGGGGGUGGUGUUUAUUGGGAGUUUGGUUUAUUCUAUGGCGAUGGGGGAGAGUGAGGUUCCACCACCGGGUUCCCCUGAAGCGAAACUGCGAACGGGACAACAGCUUGAUGCGCCGACGAUUGCGGAGCGGGAUUCUUUGAGUAAGAGGGAGAGUGGUGUUAGUGUGAAUUCGCCGAUGCGGUUAAGGAUGGAGCAGUAUAUCAAGCAGAAACAGGAAGAGAUUGUAAGAGCGCUGGAAGGGGUAGAUGGUAAGCGGUUUCAAGUCGAUGCGUGGGAUAGACCUAAUGGCGGCGGUGGCAUCUCCUGCGUCCUGCAAGAAGGAAAUGUCUUCGAGAAGGCUGGUGUGAACAUCAGCGUCGUCUACGGUACCCUCCCUCGCGCCGCCAUCUCCAAGAUGCGCGUCAACCACAAAGCCCUCGACCCAGACGUCGAGAGCCUCGAAUUCUUCGCAGCAGGUCUCAGUCUAGUCCUCCACCCCAACAACCCCAUGGCCCCCACCGUCCACCUCAACUACCGCUACUUCGAAACCGCCAAUGCCGACGGCUCCACGAACGCCUGGUGGUUCGGCGGAGGCACAGAUCUCACGCCGAGCUACCUCUUCGACGAAGACGUAAUUCAUUUCCACCGCACCAUUAAAGAGGCCUGCGACUCCCACGACAAGACUUACUACGCCCGCUUCAAAAAAUGGUGCGACGACUACUUCUCCGUCAAACACCGCAACGAAACCCGUGGCGUUGGUGGGAUCUUCUUCGAUGACCUGGACGAAACUGAAAAGGACGCGGAAUCCUUAUUCGCAUUCUGCCAAUCAUGUCUAGGCGCCUUCCUCCCCUCGUACCUCCCCAUCAUCAACAAGAGGAGGGACAUGCCAUAUACGGAGAAAGAGAAGCAAUGGCAGCAGUUGAGACGGGGAAGGUAUGUGGAGUUUAAUCUGGUGCAUGACAGGGGUACGGCGUUUGGGUUGAAUACACCGGGGGCGAGGAUUGAGAGUAUUUUGAUGAGUUUGCCACUUACGGCCAGGUGGCAAUAUCAGCAUGAGCCGGAGAGGGGGAGUAGGGAGGAGAGAUUGGUGGGGGUGUUGAGGAGGCCGGUUGAUUGGAUUUGA